Xiphophorus couchianus (Monterrey platyfish) is the source of this 2405-nucleotide messenger RNA. RefSeq names its product chromosome 19 C14orf180 homolog (gene c19h14orf180). Gene Ontology annotation, biological process: positive regulation of Golgi to plasma membrane protein transport. The record is from RefSeq and is a predicted model, not a curated record. Gene Ontology annotation, cellular component: plasma membrane; trans-Golgi network; transport vesicle. NCBI's taxonomy places the organism in Eukaryota, Metazoa, Chordata, Actinopteri, Cyprinodontiformes, Poeciliidae. Bases 289 to 1344 code for a protein of 351 amino acids. Gene Ontology annotation, molecular function: connexin binding. The transcript has 10 exons.
GGGAAUGGAUCUUUUCUGUGUGAGACGCCGGCACUAUCUCACACUGCUCCUUACCACCUGUCCUUGACUUAGUGAGCACGGGCGGCACAGACAGCAGGCUUCCUUCAACAGCUUUCCUGUUUGUUUGUCUGCCACCAGUCUUUUUUUUUUUUUUUUUAAACAAAAACAUUUCCCCCCUGUGGCUGUGCUCUUCUACCUGUGGUGCUUCGCUGCAGAAGUGAAAGACGUUCAUCGUCGGCCAGUGAGAGCUCUGAUGGGAGGCAGCUUUGACUCUGCCUGGGACUGGGGAUGCUGAACGGAGGGAGGGAGGGUCUGUUUGAGCUGGGACAGCAGCUCCAGCAGCAGGGGGAGUACCAGGCCGCCCUCCACUGCUUCCUCAGCUGUCUUUUGGGACUGACCCAUGUACAGAGCUUCACCUCUCUGCCCAACUGCCUGCACCAGAUUGCUGAACUGUUCAUCACUGAAAAGAACUAUGGGAAGGCCCUCCAGUUCAUCCAGGCUGAAAAGAUGUUCUACGAAGUGGCAUUGAUCGAGCUCACCGCUCUUCAGGGGAGCCCAGGGCCUCAGGAGGAGGCAACCCUGGGCUCUGCAGGAUGGACAAACCCAGAGGAGCUUUCAGAGCAGGCCUCUCAAGCGCAACACCUCGAACGGCUGGCUCAGCUCUGCAUCAUGAGCAAACAACCACAUCUUGCCCUAGAAUACAGCGGUAAGGCUACAAAGAUUAAUCAGAGGACCUUUGGUAAUGACCAUCCAAUAACAGCCAGAAGCCUGGAGCUCAUGGCAACCGUCUAUGCUGAGAUCGGCAAGACUGAAUAUUCAGACUCUCUGGGCCAGUGCGUGUCGGCGCUGUCCAAACGCUUCGCUGCUGCAGAGUCCCUCAGAGACACUGUCAACUGUCUUCCUCAUUCCCACCGUGAGAAGGUUUGCGAGGUGCGUCACAGAAAAGACGCCCACCACCAACAGGAAGACACGCCAAAUCCUAAGGCAACCAGUGGCAAAGUCCCUACCUCCAUUCUGAAGAGGCCAAGUCCCUAUGGGUCAGACGCAGAAACCAACCACAGACGGAAGGGCGAGCGCAGGGUUCGAUUCAGGGAACCAGAGAUCACAGUACAUGAUAUUUACUGUGAGCCUUUAGGUGCCUAUGAGACAACGCCGGCCCGGCCCCAUCUUGCCCUGUUCACCUGCCUCUUCCUACUCAUGUCAUUCCUCGGUGUUGCGAUGUACUGCACCGACCGCAGGCGGCCACAGAGAGCAUGCGAGGAGCUGGAGGCUGCUUUGGCUGUCUACCUGGUUCACAUGAAGCAGCUCCUGUGGGGCUGCUGGAUAUGGCUGACCAUGCAGUGACUGUGGCAGACCAUAGAUGGAGACAUGGAGCGUUUCUUUUUUUAUAUAUUUGGAGGUGCCUAAAGCCUACAAACAGCUCAGCCAUGUUGCAAGGCUCUGCAAUGGUAAAUCUGCACCUCUUCCCCACUGAAAAGGGAAUAUGUUUAAUCCCAGAAACAUGUAGCUUCCAUCUCUGUAUGUAUGUAUCUAUGUAUGCACUACAGUUUGGAUAUGCCACUCCAUAUGUAAGUUGUGAAAAUAUUUUGCACAUUUGCAACUAUAAUGCUCCCAUAAUCCCCACAAUGAUUUCAUCCUUCAGUUCAGGUAAAAGUCUUUUGCCUGUGAGUGGAUGUUUCCAAGGAAUGCAAAUAUUUAUUUUAUUACAGAACACAAUUUGUGUAUCUAAUAUAUCCCAAACAAAUGAAUGUGUAUAUAUGGCUCAAAAUAAUAAGGUCUAUCACUAUCAGUAUUUAGCCUUGUAAUUCCAUAUUAAUGAAUGUAGAGCUGUUGGAAAAUGCUUCAGAAGUGCCCGUCUGCAGGGCAAAGAAUUGGGUGUUUGGUGUUGAUCCAUUAGAAGGUGAAUACAGGGCUACAUCACCUCAUACUACGGGGUUAAAUGAGAAGGAAAACACUUUAUUCUUUCUUGUCUGUCUGUUCCUUCCGGGGUGUAACAUGUGUAGCACAUUCUAGUUAAUCGAAGAGAAUAUACUUAAACUACAGUGCCUUGCAAAAAGCCUUUACAUGCUCUUUUCUGUUAUGCUUUAUCUGUUUAUUGAGAUUUUAAGUGACAGCAACACUAGAUUGUGAAGUGGAACGAGAAUAAUCAAUGAUUUCUACAUUCCUUUGGAUAUAAACUUAGAGAGUGUAAGGUACUUUGGUUGCACUUGAUUUAAUUUAGAGGUAUCAAAGUAAUAAGGGCUAGAUGAGGUCAGAUUUAUGUCACAUCUUGGUUUGUACUAAACUUGUUUUUCUCUGAUACUCCUGGCGUUCUUUAUGAAUAUCAGAGUAAAAGGAGCCAAUCACGGAUUUGCAAGUACUCACCUCCUCUGGUUCUCUCUCAAUUAAACUCAUCUGCAAACUGA